Orbicella faveolata is the source of this 1317-nucleotide messenger RNA. RefSeq lists its product as uncharacterized. NCBI's taxonomy places the organism in Eukaryota, Metazoa, Cnidaria, Anthozoa, Scleractinia, Merulinidae. The record is from RefSeq and is a predicted model, not a curated record.
AUGCAUUUAGCAGACACGUUAAGCAAAGCACACUUGCCCCUCUCCGAUGUGACAACGUUCGAGGCGGAGGUUCAGAAUGUAAACAUGGUCCAAGAUUUGCCACUAGCAGCAACUAGACUAGAUGACGUCCAAACCCACACUGCAAAGGACGACACCUUACAAGUGCUAACAAGAGUCAUCCUAGACGGGUGGCCAGAGGAUAAAGGUGCCGUUCCAGCAGCAGCAAUGCCCUACUUCAGUAUUCGAGACGAACUGAGCGUCCAAAAUGGGAUAAUCCUUCGCGGAGAAAGGGCAUUAAUUCCAAAGUCGCUCAGACAUGACAUGCUGAGGCGGAUCCAUGCGUCCCACAUUGGCGUGCAAGGGUGUCUACGACGAGCAAGAGAGUGCGUGUAUUGGCCAGCCAUGUCCAGUGAAGUGAAAGAUUUCAUUCUGAAGUGCGACAUUUGCCGCUCGGUUGAUAACAAACAGCAAAAGGAAACCCUCAUUCCCCAUGACGUCCCUGACCGUUCAUGGGCCAAAGUGGGCACUACAGCCAGUUCCGUAAUCAGAAAGAUGAAGAUGCAGUUUGCCCGAUAUGGUAUUACCGAUAUCUGUGUUUCAGACAAUGGCCCGCAAUUCACAGCCCAUGAGUACAAGAAGUUCAGCAAGCAGUGGAAAUUUGAACUGGUCACGACAUCCCCUAGAUACCCUAAGAGCAAUGGGAAGGUUGAGAAUGCCGUUGGAGCAGCUAAGCGACUGAUGAAAAAAGCAAAGAAGAAUUCUUCCGAUGCUUACCUUGCUCUCCUCGACUACCGCAAUACUCCAACACAAGGAUUAGAUGCCAGUCCAGCACAGCGACUGAUGAACCGCCGAACGAAAACUCUCCUGCCAACGGCAAAAUAUCUGCUGGUUCCAGGAGUAAUCUUUGGGCAACACCAGAAGAUUGUGGCCAACAAGCAACGUCAGGCCAAAUACUACAAUAAAGGGACUCGUGAUCUCUCUACACUGAAGUCCGGAGACAUUGUCAGAGUGAAUCUCUCACCUGACAGCCUAAAACAAGAAGACCUGCGAAAGGCACAAGUCAAGGCGGAGGUCGGGGUGCGAAGCUACGCGGUAGUAACAGAGGACGGUCAGAGAUUUCGACGCAACCGCGUGCACCUAAGGAAAUCAAAUGAGGCUUUCAGCACCUGCCAACCAACAGGGGAGCCGCCCUUUAGCUAUGUCACUACACCGUCGACAGCCGCACACGCCACCCUGCCCCUCGAUCCUGUCGCUGAUAAGUCUCCAGUCAGACCAACUUCUCCCACACCUGCAACAGAUCGACCCGGAAGCUCCUAA